Benincasa hispida (wax gourd) is the source of this 1900-nucleotide messenger RNA. RefSeq names its product protein NRT1/ PTR FAMILY 5.8-like. Gene Ontology annotation, cellular component: membrane. Gene Ontology annotation, molecular function: transmembrane transporter activity. Gene Ontology annotation, biological process: transmembrane transport. The record is from RefSeq and is a predicted model, not a curated record. Lineage: Eukaryota; Viridiplantae; Streptophyta; Magnoliopsida; Cucurbitales; Cucurbitaceae.
UGGUGGAUAUAUACGUUGGAUUGAUCAUAGUGUUUGUCUAUAUAGAGACAAUUACAAAAUAUCUCUUUGUCUCUCUUUUCCACCGCCAUUUUCAUCUGCAACUUCCAGCCUCUCAAGCUCCGCUGCCAUGGCUGCAGGAGGAGGAGAAAGAGAGUCGUCGAGAUCCAGACCAUAUUUGAGCCGAUCCUGUAUUCUUCUUAUAGUGGUAUCGGGGAUGGAAAGGUUUGUAUUCAAAGGGGUGGCGUCGAACUUGGUGACGUAUUUAACAGACGUGAUGAAGAUGAGCAACUCAUCGGCGGCGAAAACCGUGAGCAGUUGGUGCGGUUUCACUUCCAUGCUGCCGUUGCUGGUGGCGCCGCUAGCUGAUUCUUAUUGGGAUCGUUAUUCCACCAUUUUAGCUUCUGCUUUUCUUUACGUUCUGGGUCUAGUUGCUUUAACAUCAACAGCAUUAGCAAGAUCAUGGUCGCCAACAAACAUGGCCUCCUUGUUUCUGUUCUCGUCCCUCUACCUCAUCUCCCUCGGUCAGGGUGGAUACAACCCUUCUCUCCAAGCCUUCGGCGCCGAUCAGCUCGACCACCACGACGCCGAACUCCUCACCAGCAAUGCAAAAACACCGACAUCGCCUCAUCCGAAGAAAAAGAGCUUGUUCUUCCAAUGGUGGUACUUUGGAGUAUGCAGUGGCAGCCUUCUUGGUGUGACAGUGAUGUCCUACAUUCAAGACAACUUUGGUUGGGUGAUUGGGUUUGCCAUUCCCAUGUGUGCCAUGGUUUCUUCUGUUGCUCUGUUUGCUUGUGGCACUAGAAUUUAUCGCUAUAAAACAGGUGUUGAAGAGGAUCAAGUUGAGGAGAGAAGGUUUGUGAAGAUUAUGGAGAUUUUCAAAGCCACUGCUUCCAGGCUCAUGUGUUGCACAAGUGUUGCUGCCUUGUCCAAUGGCGACUCUGAUGAUGAUGUUGAGUUAGAGCUUCAAGAGAGCAAGCCACUGUGUCAUGAAAGCUCAGGAGCAAUAAAGGCCAUGGUUGACAAAAACAACAUGAUUCCAAGAGAGAGAGUGUGUGUACCAGAUAAGGUAAAACUGGUUCUGCGGCUAUUACCAAUUUGGACAAUGCUUCUAAUGUUUGCUGUAAUCUUCCAACAACCAGCUACCUUCUUCACCAAGCAAGGCAUGACAAUGGAGAGAAACAUCGGCGCCGACUUCAAGAUCCCACCCGCCACCCUCCAGAGCGCCAUCACCAUCUCCAUAAUCCUCCUCAUGCCGUUAUACGACAAAGUCUUGAUCCCGAUCACCCGUCUCUUUACCGGUGCUGAGAAGGGCAUCACUGUGAUGCAGAGGAUGGGCGUUGGAAUGUUCCUCUCCACCAUUGCCAUGAUUCUCGCUGCCCUUGUUGAAGCCAAGAGGUUGAUGAUGACGAAAACUGCAUCGUCGUCGCCGUUUGUGCCGCUUAGUAUCUUCUGGCUUCUGCCUCAGUAUAUAAUCUUAGGAAUUUCAGAUAUUUUCACAGUGGUGGGGAUGCAAGAGUUCUUCUACUCGGAGGUUCCGGUGAGCAUGAGAACAACGGCGUUUGCGUUGUACAAUAGUGUGUUCGGCGUUGGGAGCUUUUGCAGUGCGAUAAUGAUAUCGGUCGUGGAGUUGUUGACGAGUAUGGAGGGGAAGCCGAACUGGUUUUCCGACGACAUGAGGGAAGCUAGGUUGGACAAAUAUUAUUGGCUGUUGGCAUUUUGCAGUGGGUUGAGCUUUGUAUUGUAUGUGAUUUGGUGUAAAUGUUGCAGAACAAGUAGGAUCAAUGAAGAAGAAACACAAUAUUGAAUUUGAAUCAAGCUUUGUCAGUUUGAUGGAUUUUGUAAAUAUUUAGUGAAAUCAUUAAAUUGUGGAAUCAGAUUGUAAUGGAUCUUUUUCUUCCCA